Fusarium poae is the source of this 504-nucleotide messenger RNA. RefSeq lists its product as uncharacterized. Lineage: Eukaryota; Fungi; Ascomycota; Sordariomycetes; Hypocreales; Nectriaceae. The record is from RefSeq and is a predicted model, not a curated record. The transcript has 3 exons. Bases 1 to 504 code for a protein of 167 amino acids.
AUGCCACGUUCGUCAUCAAACACAGCCGCUGCGUCGCGAAGUGCGAGUAAGCGACUGAUCAAAGAGCUGGAGACAUGGAGUAGAGAACAAAAGGAAGAGAAGGGCAUUGAGCGCCUCGGACCUGUCAACGAAGGCGAUUUGAUGGAGUGGGAAGCUGUCAUCAACGGCCGGGACAUUGGACAAGGUUAUGAUGAAGGACGCUGGCUCGUCAACAUCUCCAUCCCAUCGACGUAUCCCCUCGCGCCGCCCAAGAUGACCUUUGUUACACCUAUCGUACACCCCAACAUUGCGCUGCAGAAUGGCGAAAUCUGUCUUGAUCUUCUCAAGGAUGCUUGGACUCCGGCUUACAGUGUCCUUGAAUGUGUGCGCGCCGUGCGCAUGUUGCUUGGAUGCCCCGAGACUGAUAGUCCCCUAAAUGUCGACGUCGCGGCGCUGCUCCGCUCGGGUGACGUGCUUGAUGCUCAUCUAUUCCGCAGUCCUUCCAUGCUCAAGCUUUCUUACUAG